Hylaeus anthracinus is the source of this 16139-nucleotide messenger RNA. It is a transcript of the gene Rbp6, whose product is annotated as RNA-binding protein Musashi homolog Rbp6. Gene Ontology annotation, molecular function: RNA binding. The record is from RefSeq and is a predicted model, not a curated record. Gene Ontology annotation, cellular component: cytoplasm. Bases 801 to 1712 code for a protein of 303 amino acids. The transcript is spliced from 12 exons. Lineage: Eukaryota; Metazoa; Arthropoda; Insecta; Hymenoptera; Colletidae.
CAUUGAACUCGACGCACCACGACAAGGAGCGCGACAGCGACCACCUGCCUCUACUGUGCUUCUACGGAUUACCCGUCUGUCUCUCUCCCUCCCGUCUCGCACGACCAUUCGAUCGCCGCGCGCUCCCGCGAGAAGAGGACAGAACGAAGACAGUACCAGGAUAGUACCCGUCACCAGCGGCUUGUCAGACACGUUCCUCUCCGUCGAGACAUACACGGCAGAGCAACCGGGGAUCACGCGCGGCCCACGUCUCGAGUAAAUCACGGAAACGGUUCAUCGCGGUGUGUCACAUUCGUUUCUCGCGUGUUACGCUCCAGAGAUCGCUCCAGUUUCAGUGCUACCGCGGUCCGGUGACCACGAUUACGCGACCAGUGUGUACCGCGCGCGAAUGCAAGCCGUUUCGUCGACACGGGUCAUCAGGAUCACGGUCUAGCGGACCGACUAAGUGCAUACAACGGUGACAUCGUUCGUCGUUGUUGACAUCGAUAGUUGGUGAUCGACGAAACGUCCACAGCCGUCGUGAAGCUAUUCGCGACGUCCAACGUCCCUUGGGGGUUGCCGCCGAGUGGUUAAGGGAGGAUAUACGCGCGUGUGACACCGUUGAACGUUGUCUCUUGCGCGACAAGAGGCACCGUCGGUCUCACCUCCGAUCGUCGACUUCUCCGCUGACGGAGAAAAGCCAUAGCACGGCACUCGGUACUCGCGGCAGUACUGAGUGACCUGCAGCACCCAGCAGUCAUCGAAAAGUGUACACGACGGCGGUCACCACGUACAUCACGCCGUUCAUCACCUCUGAGAAGAUGGUGACAAGGACAAAGAAGAUAUUCGUCGGUGGACUAUCGGCACCGACGACGCUCGAGGACGUCAAAAACUACUUCGAACAGUUCGGCCCGAUCGAGGACGCCAUGCUGAUGUUCGACAAGCAGACCAACAGGCACAGAGGCUUCGGCUUUGUCACGUUUCAAAGCGAGGACGUGGUCGACAAAGUCUGCGAGAUUCAUUUCCACGAAAUCAACAACAAAAUGGUCGAGUGCAAGAAAGCACAGCCGAAGGAAGUGAUGCUCCCGGCAAACCUGGCGAAGACGCGAGCGGCCAACAGAGGCACAUACGAUUUUAUGUGGUCCCUGGGAGCAUUACCUGAUGGUUUCCCAGCGGCGUACGCGGCAUACGCGGCAGGCCGUGGCUAUUCUGGGUACCCUAGUUUCGGACUGCCCUACCCGACAGGAGUGCCGGCAGUGUACUACCACGGAACCGGAAGUGAGAAUGCGAGCCGCGCGUAUACGGAGACACCGAUCCAACACGUCCAACGGACUGCAAUCCGGAAGAAAUUGGAUCUUACCAACGGACAGCUCACCCCCAACAACAACACGCCCUUGCUCACGCAAGCUCUUUCUGUGAUGAACAACUACCAGGCCGCAGCGCAGGCCGGAUUUCCGCCGGCGUCGCCUCACGCGGCCGGCGGCCACGGCGGGCCCCAGGGCCGGUCUUUUCCUGCGGCCAACUCGCCGGGCCCCAUCGACAUGUAUAGUUCAAGCGCCGCAGCCGCAGCAGCAGCCGCAGCCGCGGACUCCGCAGUCGCCAGCUACGUCCAGGCCGCAGCUAGUCCGCAGCCCCCUACGACCGCGUUCCCUGCGAUCGCCGUGUCCCGUGCCCCGCUCAACUACAGUCCCGGUCCUCUAAUACCAGCGGCGUUCACUAAUGGCUACCAUUGAGCCUUGUUAAGACCUAAUAACAGGAUGGACGAGAGGGCAGAGCGCAGCACGGUCGACUGACGGUACAGUGAGCGAUGUAAAUGCCUUGGAAGAACUUAUCACGAUGAACGAUCUCUGGACGGAAGAGGAUGCGUACCACCACGAACACCAACCGGAAGAAUCGCGAUUUAGGUUUAUAAUAUGCAUGUAAAAGAGCGUGAAAGGUUUUCCAACUGCUACGAGCUUGCGAAUGGGUGAUCGAUCACGAGCUCGACAAACAGCUCGGAUCGAUAGCAAAAAUUACGCGAUCUUCGUACGAGACGGCAGAAGAGCUAAUAAAUAAACAAAACAAAAAAAAAAGUAACAAAAAACGCAUUAGGAAGAAAAGAGCGAAGGUGGAGCGACGUGAAAAAAAUAUACCAAGGAAGACAAGAAGGGAAGAAUUGUUCAUCCGAUCCGUGUCCAGAGCGUAUGCGAAGGAAAUAAUUAAAAAAAAGAAAUAACGAUAUAUAGCAGAGAAUCAGGGGAAGUAAAGUGGGAGAGAGAAAUGAAAAAAUGCAAAAGAUACACGAUGGUGGGUGGAUGGGUGGGUGGGGGAAGGGGGGCGUAAAAAAAAGAGGGCUAAAACCUGUGCCGCUAAAACCUGUGGCCGAAACUGCGUUAUUUGAUGCCCAUUCUCCGACAUUAAUAAAGAAUAAUAUAAUAAUAAUAAUGAAUUAAAUUAAUAUUAUUAAUUACUAAACGAUUAAGCGACUAAGUCUAGAGUAUAUAAAUACUAUAUAUAUAAAUAUAUAAAUAUAUAUAUAAAUAUAUAUAUAUAUUAUAUAUAAAUAAUUGAUAAAUAUUAGACUAAAACGUAUGAUCCUUAGUGUUUAAGGGCAAUGAAACGACGAAGACAGGAGGGACAGAGAGAGAGAGAGAGAGAAAGAGAGAGAGAGAAAGAGAGAGAGAGAACGAGAGAGAGAGAGAGAGAGAGAGAGAGGUGGGGGGGGUGGUGAAAGAAAACGGGAAAAAAGAUAUGAAAAGAACACAAGAAAAUACCAACUUACAUACGAAUAUUAUUAAUUAAUUACUGGUUAUUAUGUAUAACAAUUAUGACGUUUACAAUGAUUAACAAAGCAGAAAAAAAAAAUGAAGGAUGAAAGCCGCGGGCGCGCAAACUCGCGCGCAAUAUACAUAUAUAUAAAUAUAAAUAUAAAUAUAAAUAUAAAUAUGAAUAUAAAUAUAAAUAAAACAAAAAAAUAUAUAAUUAUUAUUAAAAAAAAAAAAAUAUACACACACACGCGUACACGUUCGCACCCGGGAAGAGAGCGUUUCCCUUCCGGGGGCUUUCGUGGGGGAUUUCGGGGGUUGCGUUACCAGACGCGCAGGGAUGAAAAAAGAAAUGGAGAGCGUUGGAAAGAAAUUUCUCGAGGACGGCCAGAGAGGGCGAAACGACGCCGCGGAAAAGAGAGAAACCCGAAGGGCUGGAUGCAGGAGGGGGCAGGAGGGGGGAGGGGGAUUAGGUGGAGGACGACGAAGGGCGACCAGGCAGCCCCCGGUGCGGCUUCGCCCUUUUUCUUUGUUUCUCGCGAAACGCGCGUGUCCGCCACUUCUCGACGUGCUCUUUGCCGACUGAAUCUCGGGAAUGGUACUUCUCUCGCCCCGGCGUCGUCGAACCACUCUUCCCUUUUUCCCGGGUGUGCAACGAGGGAGGAAUAAAAAAAAAAAAAAAAGAAAUGAGAGAGAAUGAGGGAGAGCGAGGAACGACGGAAAAGAAAAGAAUAAAGCACGGAAUAAGGAGGCGCAGAGCUGGUGAGAAAGUUACGUACACGCAUAGGCACGCGCGUUUACACGAACGAUGUGACGCCGUUAGGAUUAACAUUUUUCGUCGUUCGCGAGGGGCAAGGUUUUGGGGCGGAAACGCGAGGGCCGACGGAACCAACGACAUCCGACCGAUUCGGUUUCGCGCCGGCUACAGUAGUUAGACAAACGGGAGAGAUAGAGAGAGAAAGUAUCGAACGCGUGCGUGAGUGAGAGAAUGCUCGACUUUUUGAGUAGACACACGCGUCCAUCGACGAGAGAAAAUGGAAUUGGGGGGGGGGAGGGGGGACGACGACGUUGGUACUCGCGGGGUCGCAUGAUGGCGGCUGAAUCGUUGGAGGGAACGCUGGUGGGCCCCGAGCGUUUUGUAUCGUCGAAAAUCUGGCCUCAUUCAAUGCCGAAAUGAUGUCCGUUGAAUUCAAUCGGCUGUUGUAUAGCUAUCCAAUCGAUUUACUUGCAUUCACCUCCGUACAUACAUACUACAUAUUACCCGUACGCGAAUUAUUGUAUCAUUGAUUUGCCAUAAUGGCGUAUAUGCAUGAUCCUAUAGAGGAGCCAACGGGAGACAUAAGCAACGUUCACCCGACACAUAUGUCACACACUGUAAACAUGUAUACGAUAACUGCACAUAUACAUACACACACACGGACACGUGCAAUCCGCGCACUCACACGUGGCGCAUACUAAACGUACACGCGGUUUAACGCGAACACACACGUCACACCCGAAGGAACCCAUACGCAACUCCAUAAAGUUACGCGACACAAGAUUGCAUUAAAGGGAAAAAAAAAAUAUAUAUAUAUAUAUACACACACAUGUAUGCAGUUAUUAUACCGUUCGUCCGCAGUGUACAGAACGUUAGUUGACGGCGAAAUCCCGAAUCGCCAAUUUAACGCGCUAGCGCGCGAAUACGAGAACCGGAGGCCUGGUCGGCACCGCGUGCAUUUUUUAUGGUGCUAAGCGUUUCAUUCGACUGCGUUUACCCAUGGCGUGUCAAGCUCGUAAAAAGUACGAAUUAGUUAGAAAUAACACCGGUGCACGAGGCGUUAUAUAUUCUGUAUUUUCUUGAAGAUGCAAGUGAACGUGAAGUAUUUUACCUGUUUAUUUAGCGUGUUAUUCGGUCUUGUGAAAAUUCAUCGUUGAGAGAAGCGAUUACGGUAGUUGUCGGUUUUUUUUUUUUUUUUAGUUAACGAGUGUCUGCAGGGCCAGAGCGUCUUCUGUAUUCUUCGAAUGUAUUGUAGUCAUUUUAUCUUAUGAAGGCUAACCAUAUCUUUUUUCCCCAUAGACUGUCAGCUGGAUGCGACGUCGUUUAUACAGAUCGAUCGACGCGAAUUAAGCGCUUAGGGUGCAUAUUAAAUGCACGGUGUGAACUAGGUCAGACGACGAUAGGAGGACGCGAAAAGGACGAUACUCCGACGAAAAGCGAGACUGUGCAUCUAUUCUCUGGAUGUGUGAGAGAACGAGAGGGAGAGAAAAUGACGGUACGUGUGCGCGAGAGAGUUGUUAAACUAUAGGAUUAUACGAACACCCGGUCAUCUAAAAUGCCAUCGCGAUUCGAUGUAAAACAUAAAGCGAGCUAGCCAAGGAAAGACGCAAACGUGAGAGUAUCAGAAUAAUUAUGUACGGUAGCCUUAAUCGAGGAACGACUGGACAUCGAAUCUUGGAUUCGUUCGCGCUUCGAGCAUAUUCGCUGAUUGGAGAGGCAAAGAACGAGGGGUUUAUGCGGAUGCUUCAUUCGAAUAUAUUCGCGAUCGGAUUAGGUUAAUUGCGCUCGGGAAGCAGGAAGGUGUACAAAGAUGGUGGAAUGUUUCCUUCCUUUUGGUGCACACGGUAUUACUCGGAUCUCGAAGGCGACUGCUGAGUUUUUCUGUACUCGAUCACUUCGGUGAUUUAAAUCUUGAUACUCGAAUACUUGAGUAUUCGAAUGUUUUGUACACUGAUCAUAGGUAUGAAUCAAGUUCUUUAAGUUCGCCAACCUUAUUUUAAUUUUGUUUAAGGAUGACUCUUUUAGUGGAAGAAAUAGAAAGAAUAUUCAACAAUUUUACGCAAAAUAAUUUCUUAUUUAUGAAUCGUAUAAACGAAGAUUCUCAUUUUCCCACAAAUAUCGUACACAAGAAUACUCUUAUCACGAACCACCGCAACAAGUAUUAUGUAAUUCGUGUAGCAAUAUUUCAAUACCCAAGUAUUCGAAGUUUAUUCAUACUAUUGGAGCCUCCCUACUUCCGGUGCAGAGAGACCGUCGUACAUAGCUCGUUCUGCGGACUGAUUCGCGUAAUUCUGUUGGUAUCGCUGGAUCCCUAAAAGCUGUUUCUCACGGACCUUAUCAUUGAUUACGAAUUAUUGAAUUCCUGCGAGGCGUGAGUCGACGAACGAUUAUAAUUAUAAUUACCGAAGACGACGGAUACACGUGCGACAAUUAUAGCGCGGUCAUUAUUGUAUUCAACAACAGGGUAAACUAACAAACAAACAAACAAAAAAAAAAACAAAAAAAAAUGAAAAAAAAGAAAAAUGAAAAAGCAAAAAGAGCGACGAACUUCAAAUUGGGACGCGUGUCACGUCGAACGGCGGCCAUUUUGUUUUUCUGUGCGCGGGUGUGCGUGCGCGCGAUGAGAAAACCGUAAACGGAGAAAAAAAAUAAAAAGUUAAAUAAAUAAAUAAACGUAUAGUAAAAAAAAAGUAAAAUAAUCGAACGAGUCAAUUGUUGCGAACGUUAGCAAUACUUCGUCAAGACCACAAAUGAUAAAAAAUGGCAAAUAAUAAGUUAUAACGUGAAAAAGAUGAGAAAAAGAAACGAGAAAGAAAAUAAUAAUGUACACGACUAAACUUAUAUCGCGGAUACUAAUAUUCUUAAGAUGGCGACGCGUACGCGCGUGACGGGUGAUCCCGCUCGUCCUCGAAAAGUUGAUGAUGACUCCCUCCCCUCCCGCCCCCCCCCCCUCAGACUGAAAGAGAAAGAACCAUGGAACGAACCCCGAUCGUGUACGUCAUUGGCAGAGAUGGGCAAAAUUCGUAUUCCUUUAUUAUUCUUCUGAUAUUUUUUUUUUUAAUUUCUACUUCUCCUGUAUUUUUGAUCUCUCGACUUUACAUUUUGCUAGGUGCCUUACUUUAUUUUAUUUUUCUAUCCUAUUGACGCUCUUAUUAUUGUAUAUAUACAUUUUUGUCUUCUAUUUUUCUUAAAUCUGUAUUAAUUACACUCUUUCUUUCGCUCAAUUAAAAUAUCUUACGUAGACAUUCAUGAUUCAAUACUUAAAUGAAUAUUUGUUAGUUCACCGUAAAACACAACAUCAGUCGAAAAGUAAAACGUUAUUCGAGACUUUGAUCCAAAAUUCUGGCCAUUCUCAGUCACCGAGUACAACGAUGGCAAUUUCUUGCAAGCGAAACAAAAUGGUAGCUGCUUCGUUACGCACCCAGAGCUAACGCAAUCGAUGCGUUGGAAAAAAAACAAAAAUGGAGUGUACGUUUCUGAUCAAACGUGGUAUCCAGGGAAAACAAUUCGAGCGAAAAGAGGAGGGAGAUGAAAGAUCGGGACAACAUCGACGGACCAUACAUUGGCCAGAGAGAUACCGCAUGAGCGAAUACGAGAAACGAAGAGCUUUUCAUUGGCGAUGCCUGGUUCAGAAUUUUGUUUACGUUUCCAUUUUGCCAUUCGUUUCCCGAAUCGCAUAGGAACGCCUUUUGUUACUUUCUUUUUUUGUCGUUACGUUCGUUCGAUCCACAGAGAAAUGAGCGAGUUAAACUCUUUGCAGCACGAGAGUUUGAAUUGUUUCUGCUCCGACCAGUCGGAGCAAUGACUCCAGCCACUUGAAGCAGCGAUUGGAGUCAGUGCUCAUCAAGCGCACGUGUGGCGUAAAUUGUUGAGUCAUUGCACGUAAAGCAAAUGUGUAGGGUAAACCGCCGAGUCACCGCUCGCCAAGUACAUGCGUGGAGUGAAUUAAUGGAUGCCAGUUAUCACCGAUGAUAAUCACAGUUCGUGAAUGGGGGGGGGGGGGGGAGUUUCUAAGCGAUCGCUCGAGCUAGUCACCGGCGCUGCAAGGAGUUAAACAAGCGUUAAACAGCCGUGUCGGGCGCUUCUUGUAUCGCAAAAUCGCGCUAAUCGUUCCAAUAGACGGGGAGAUGGACUUCACAAAAGAUUAAAUGAAACACACACACACACACACGAGAAACAUGACACUACGGUUCAAAGAACGUGAAAUGUAAUGGGAUCGGUCGUUUACGCGAUGGAUCGCUGCGGAAAGGCGAGACAAAAGACGCGGGAGACACACACGUAUACACAUGCAUACAUAGACGUAGAGACAAGGAGAAGGCAGUCAUAAUUAAGUGUACAAGUUGUAACUUUUCGCAGUUAGGAUGAAAGGCGUGCUCGAAAGGAUUCUGGGUUCCUUGCUAAUUAAACUGUGAACCCAGUCGUCUGGAUUCCUCCCUAUUCGAUUGAUUGAAAAUGACAUUUUUUAGAAGUCCUAUGAUAUUAUAAGGAUUUGUUAUAGUUUCUUUUGACACUUUCAAAAGAUACACGUGUUAUUUUUUUUUUAAUUUUAUUAUAACAGAUGGAAGCAGGUUUGAACCCAGACGACUUUCACCGAGGAUCCUCGGAAAGAGAAUUAUUAUAUAUAAAUGAUAUAAAUAUAUACAUAUUCGAAAGAGAUCUACGAUUAAUUAGAACAAACAAACUGAAGAGAAUGCGAUCGACAUACAGGCGAGUUAAUCGCGAUGGUGGGGGGAGAGAGAAAAGAAAAUGAAGAGGUGAAGCCUGGGGAGGACACAAGUAUAGGGAAAUGAGAACAAAAGCAAACGGAAUAUAUGUGAGUGCAGUCCACGCGUUUAUAUUUAUAAAUAUGAAAUACAUUAAUAUUGAAAUAUUACGUCUAUAUCUACAUCUAGUAUAUAUAUAAAUAUAUAUAAAUAUAAAUAUAUAUAUAUAAAUAUAAAUAUACAUAAUGAACGGAUUGAGGAAGGCAAGAAACUAUAUUAUGUCUAUAUAAUUAAACGAUUAAGGCGGCAAACAGACAAACAAAAACAAAAAUAUGAGGAUUACGGAGAUUAACAGAUAUAUUGAGCCAUUGUUUUAUUGCAUUUGUAUAUAAUAUAUAGUUAUUGAUGUUUUAAAGUGCUAAUUAUACUAUUGUAUUGAACAUUUUUCGAUCGUCACCGAUCGUGUAAAGGAGGGCCGAGCGGGGGUGAGACAGGGGUUGAUAGAGGAUACAGAGCGAGGCUCGGGAAAGUUGAAACGAACGCGAAUGGGAAUGAUACGCUACCCUGGCGAGCUCGUUGUGCGACAUUGCAGUCCAAGUCUCAUAUUUUACGACGUUUCUUUUUUCUGUUUUUUUUUUUUUUUUUCAUUUAACCGGGGACAAUUUUUCGCGAAAGAAACCGAAUCGAUGGCGGCUGAAUUGGUGCGAAGAAAGUAAAGUUCGAAGACGUAGCUCGCCGAUCGGCCGAGCUCGAUCACUCGUCGCGCAAAUUACACACACCCUCACACCGAAUGCAUGUACACGUAUGUGAACACACGGAUACCAAGACACGCGCAUACACACGUAUUUAUAUAAAUAUAAAUAUACACGCGUAUAAGUGAUAAGUAAUAAUUAUGAUAAUCGAAGAAAGAAAUAUAUAUAAACAGCGAGAAGAGAGAGAAGUGAUGAUCACAAUGUAAAGAGAGUGCGAGGGAAGAUGUUGAUUAAUUAAUUAAUUCGAUUAUUGUCGUUCGUUGGUUGAACGGUGAAGUGAAGACAGAAAAGAAUCGGAACCACACGACUAAAACAGAUUUACAAGUAGUAGAUGCGAGUUUUGGUACACGAGCAGACGGCCAAUUACACGUAUCUGGAUACGUACGAAACAAUGCAGUGAAAUAGCAGCUACUGGAAUGGUAACUUAGUCUUAAUCGUCGCUUGAGCGCGAGUAGCGGUUGUAAUUAACGUUUUUCUUGUUCUUGUUACCAUUACUAUUAACGUCAUCGUGGCGAACACGGUUUUAAGGGAAUGGGUAACGCAACACGUGUAUUUCAUUCGUUUUGGAUCCAACCCUUUUUCUCGCACAGUUGAGGAAACUUCAGUUCGUCGUUCCUAUUUUAUUCUGAUCGACAGCUGUGGUCGUGAAUGAUUUCGACCAUCUCACGAAAACCAAGUUGGGGUGUCGUGAUGUCGUUCGAUCGUACAUUUUCUAGAGAAUAAAGGAAUAUCGACUAAUAUUAUAACGAAAAGCCUCACUAAAUGAACGAACGAUAUAAUCAAGUACAUCUAAAUGAUUGUACGCGUUAAAUUAUGUGCAUCAUCUUAACACGGUCUAUGCUUGCAUCAAAAUUCUAUAGAAGAUCAUCAUUCUGACGUAAUCGAUUACGUUCUCUAUCAAUAAUAAAAAAAAAAAAAACAAUUCCUCUUUUGGGACAGAGACGAAUAAACUCAAACGAUUCAAGUUACGUUUAAUUCUAUUUCCUUCCAGACGAUAGCCCUCUGAAUUUUACAUUAUUUUUUACAAAAUUAUAAAAUUGAAUUAUGGUUUAUGUAUACGUGUAAUAUUCGAUUAAUAACCUACUUGAUUGAUAAGCAACUGAACCUACAGGGUUACCAGAUAUCUCCCCUCUCGAAUCUUUUCAAUAUUUCUUCCCCAAACUAUCCAGGCGUUCCCCAUUCGCAUAAUGCAAUAGAGGGAUAGAACUUCUCGACCACGCGACUUUCCCUGCGACAUAACGAGAACACUACUUCUCCAGAGAAAUUUACGCGCGCACACACCGGCACGUGCAUGCAAACACGAUCAAACUCGUCCGAGUGAACCAAACGUGGUUAAAUAAAACUAACUCGUGUUCGAGUAGCCAGCGAGCAUUAAUUGUCAUUCAAACAUAUUCGGCCAUAUUGAGGACUCAUGGAAAUCGAAAAUUUAAUUUACUUAAUUUGUCGAUGAGAGAACAAACGGAGUGAGAGGUAAAAAAUCAAUUAUUAGGCUUCACUUUGUUUCACGGAUUCGUCGAUAUCGAUCCUUCGAUCACUUUCUGCGCACCCUCUGUUUCUUGGCUGCUGAUAUGUUUCCUAGAACGAUUAGUAUAGCGUACUCCAUCGCUGCGCGACGCGAAUCCGCGCUGUUUUCGUUUUGGUUUCCUCAAACCGACACAGCUGACGGGACAGGAGUUACGUGCGUUCGUCGUACGAACGACGCGAUGUCGCAACGUUCGAAUAAAAACAACCCCCGUCGCUCUACGCGCGAUGUGAAUGAGUCGAGUAAGAGAGAAAGAGAGAACGUCUGCGUGAGACAGAGUGUGUGGAACGAACUCGCAAAAGUCCGUAGAUAGAUAGACAAUUUUCGAAACGUCGUUUUCGUGCGUACGAGACAAAAAAAAAACCAUCACCGAAUCUUGCUGCGACCAGACACCCACGCCUUGGGCGUCUCUCUCCUCGCCGGAUGGCUGAAAUUUGUCUUUAACUUCCGGCUUCUGGUGUUCUCUUUGCCUCUACGGACCGAAGAGACAGGGGAAAGCGGUCCAACGAGAUCACGAUCCAAUCGAUGGAAUUUCAAGUCAGUUGUAAUAUAAUCGAUCGAUCCGGGAUCGUGGCUCUCGACGCAGAAAUGGGCAAAAUUAUUGGGAUGGAGGUUUCGAGUAAGGAACGAAAGAUGUUUCCUCGUUACUCGUUGAAUAAAAAGUCGAAUUGGUAUCGUAGAAUGAAAAAUAUUUCACAGUGGACGAUUAAAGAUUCGUUCCAUCGAAUAAAUCAUCAUAGGUUGGUUUUAUUCGUCGUUUGUUCGGAUAAUAUUUUGCCCAUUUCUGGCUUGACGGCGUUUAAGUGAAUCGUCGCAGCCAAGAUGUAGGGUAAGGGAUCCUACAUAAGAGUUACUUUUACUCGUGCGUCAAGGGAACAUGUGGGCUUUACGAAGAGCUCACGCGUUUAUCAUUAUUAUUAUUAUUAUUAUUAUUAAUAUUAUUAUUAUUGAUAUUAUUAUUUUUGUUUUUCUUUUCUGUUGACUUAUGUAUUGUAAGAAUUAUUAUUGCUAUUGAUCAUUAUUACGACUAAUGUUAUUAUUGGAUGGUAUUGCCACAAUACGUCCGCUAUCGUUUGCUAUCUGUCAGAAAACGCAAUAAUCGCUGUGUUACGAAUACGAUUGUCCGUUGUAUUCGAGGUGACUUCGUUUUUUCAAGUUUUUACCGUGAACGCGGCUCCAAGGAAAUCGCACGGCUCGUUUUGCGUGACCAAAACGAGAUUAAUCCGUGUAACUUCCGCGUGCCAACGCUCCAAAACGGUGAUCGAAAAGGAAACAAACGAUUAUAUGUAGAAAAAGUGUUCCCCUCGGAUCGGUAGGGGAAUCUGUUCAACCUUUUCACUGCUGAAUCGAUCAGUGGUAGAAAACGUUUUGUCGUAUUAAUUUCACACUUUACUCUGUAACAAUUCUAUUUAUAGAUAUAUGUAAAAAUUGAGCAAACGAGUAAAAAGAUGUUAAAAGAUUGUCCACGAAAGUCGAAACGUUUAUAUACCUGGUGUUCUCUUUAAUUUUAGCGUUUAGAUUAAUCUACUCGAAGGCAGCAGUUAAAGGGUUGACAUAAGCAUCGAUGGACCGAACGCUCGUCGCUCGUUACCAAUUUUAGCUAAUUAAAAAAAAAAGUCCAAACCAACGGCGAACCGAGCGAUUCGUUGGGGCCACGGGCCGAACGCAAUGUAAGCGUAACCUUCAUACGAUAUGUAUGUAUAUAAUAUAUUAUAUAUGCAAGCGCAAAGCAUAAUUAUUACGAUAAAUAUAUUAAUCAUGUAAUUACACGUGCACACGUUCGGAUGCGCAGUUAUUUACAUGUAAUCUGUUAAUAUUCUUCCUGCGUGCAACAAGGACAACAGCCACGAGCUUCGAUGAAGUUUUGCUAACCGUCGUACGGCGACCGCAUACGAGUUUUGAUUCAAUACUCUCGCUGUUAUCGAAAUUAGUUUCAUCUAGGCGCCCGUCGGAACGUUCGCGCGAUUGUCCUGCGCUCGAUUCGCUGGAAACGGUGAAUACUGGAACCCAUUCAAUGCGCCAGCAUCGAUGGUCCGAUUCGCGCGUUGAUACUUCACUAGUCAAAGCGUGAAAAUUUCGAUAAUUAUUUCUCCCGUUGAUAAAGGACUGCGAAACGAGCAUCGAAGAACGUUCUCAGCCGUUAUUUCACACUUUUCCGUGCUCUCGAACCGAUUGGUCGAACGCUUUCGUGACCCUCGAUGAAUCUUCAACCCCUUUCACUCCUAACAUUCGUUUUACUACCAAGAUCAUACGCAUAUUAUACAUGUGACUGUAUUAUUGUAUUGGGUUGAUUCAUUGGUUUGUUCACUUACGAUUCAUUUUCAAAUAUAUUAUUAUAUAAUAAAUCUUAAUCGAUUAUAUAAUCACCAUCGUCGAUUAUCACUUGUUCCUAUUCAGCAGGCAAAUUAAAAAUGAAUACCUACAAGAGGUUCCUCUGAGAGCAUGAUUAUUCGUUACCUGCAGCGGGACAUAUUUAUGAAUCAACCCAAUAAUUAGAGGAAGGAAGAGCAAGUUAAUUUGUUACUUAAAAUAAUCCUAUGUUACCAUAGUAAUCCCUUAAACGCAUUCACGUGUCAGUGGAAAGUGGACGUGCGAAUCCAAUUAGCCAUAAACAAAACGUAGAAGGGAGUGCAAGGGGUUAACAAUCUCUUAUCGUCGUUUUGCGUUCCUCUUAUACCCGCAGUACGCGACUCGGUUGCACGCUAUUCAGUCGCACGACGUCUACACUCUUCGCCUAUCGUGACUUUCUUCGUUUACGCUAUUAUAUCAUCGCUCCAGUUUUGCGGUAAAUGUUCGGUACCCAUUCGUGCAACCCGCGAAGGGAAACGCGAUAGCAGCCAUUACGCAACGUUUCUUCCUAGGAUACUCUUCCCCAUCGUGACUGUGUUCGAAUCGGUCAAAACCGAGUUGUUACACUUCAAAACGUUCGUUUCGCUCGCUCCCAGACAGAAAUGGGCAAAAUUUUAGUCGAAGAAUAUAAAAAAUAUUUAUUCAAUCGAAUAGUUAAUCAAAUAAAAUUGUCCUCGAUGUGAAAUACAAUUUCGUUAUACAAUACACGACUUUAAUUUUUAUUAAAAACGGUCGAAAGUUGUUUACCUUGAAUUUGUUGAAUAUUAUUCGAGAUAUUUUAUCUACAUAACAAUUUCGCCCAUUUCUGCUUCCAGAUCGGAGAUACGAAUCGAUACAUAAGAGCAAAAUCGCGUAUCUUCGGGAAACCCCGUAGCAGUCGUGGUCGCUGAACAAAAAACGAAACGUAUUUUUGUUCGCGUUACUCGUUCAUUCACCUAUUUCACGUAUCAAAAACAGAUCUUAUUGGGAUCCGCAAAUUUGUUUCGUAGCUUAACGCUGUACCCGUCACUGAUACACCGUUCGAUUCUUUUUGUCGCGAUAUCCUCCGGCGUUUUUUUUUUCUAAUUUUUUUUUUAUUUUUCUUCUAUCGAGCAUUUAGCGACGACGUUAUUACGAUAUCGUGAAUUGUGCCAUUUACUCCCCCGUUGUUUUCUCUUCUUUCUUUUCAUUUGAAAUUUCAUUUUACCUCCGCGGCACGAAACAAACAGUCACGUUAAAACGUACACGCGAACAUACCUGAAUUACACGAGCACAAUUUCAUUCUCCUCUUCUGCAAGGUAAACGGUGUAAAGAAGAAAUAAACAUAAAUAAGAACAAAAAAAAAAAAAGAAAAGAAACAAAAGAAUAAAAAGUUCUCGCGGAACUUGUAAUACGAAAUUAUGAGAGAAGAACAAGAAGUCUGAGAAGCAAUUUUAAAUCGAUUCGAAAUUUUUAAGGGGAAGGGGGGAGGGGGAGGGGAGGAAACCUCAUCGUGAUCGUUGUGUGUAUGUGUGAGAGACAAAAUAUAUAGUUAACGAAUUUCGAGCACUCGCUUCUCCCGAUUCGUCGUCUUUACCUUUGUGAUAUAUUUUUCUUUCGUUCGCGGAAACAAACGAUGAACACACACGCAAUUCACAUACAGAAAUACACACCACAGACGCAUACCCCCGAAUGUUUCGUGUACACGGCAUGUUAUGAAUUCCGGGAGCUUGUGAAUUCUCUCGUCGUUUCGCGAUCGUCGCGCUAGGGAACUAUAAUAGUCGCGAUUCUGUUGCAACACGCGGCACGGAACGAGAAACUUUUUAAAAAUAUUUUUUACGAACGCCUCGCGAUGAGACGAGCAACAAAAAAAGAAGGCGGAAUAGCAUGAGAGAUGAUGAAAAAAAAAAAAUAAACAAUUAAAAAAAAAAACGGAAGCUCGGCGGCAUGGUACAGCUUGCGAUGAGGAAACUUGCAAUAUAACAAGCAAUAAAUAAGCCACUUUUAAUUCCAUGUAUAUUAAACAAUUAUGUGGAUGCUUAAUGAGAUUUAUUGAAUUAAACGAGCAAAACCAACAACUAAGACGAAAUACCGAUUUUACAUAUUCUUACUAAUCGUAAACGAUUACAAUACGUAUAGUACGGCAUAACUAAACAGAAAAAAAAAAAAUUAUACGAUUAUGUAUCGAUUUAAAAAGAGCAGAUAAAGAAAAAAAAUGGUAAAUAAAUAAUAAUUAAAGAAACGUGCGCCGACGGGCGACCGUUCGGCGGACGGGUAAUCUAAUCUACAUAAGUAGGUAAAGGUUUCAAUUUUACACUACCGAUAAUAACGACAUAACGGUAAGGCUCUAUAUAAGAUAUAAUGAUAAUUUAUAAUAAUUAUAAUGUUGUACAGAAUAUUUAUGAAAGGCGCGCUGCUGGCGAAAGAGCCGCGCGUUUCCUCUGUGUUCGUUGGUCGCGUACCGUGACGAUAAAAGACAUGAAAGGGGAAAGGCGUUGAUGAAAUGGGGAUGAAAACGACAAAAUAACAAAUAGAGAAACGAGAAUAACGUUUGCCUUUCGCGUAAUCAAUAAAUCGUUGGAAUUAUUCGUGAAUCAAGGAUCGAAAAUUUCCAGACAUUUACUAGUGUGCGUGAAACGCGCGACUCUCUAUCCAAAAGCGGCCAGACUAUAAUGGAUGUUUUGUAAGAUAAAGCAAAACGAUCACGGAUUAUAUUGAGAUCGUGUUCAGAGAAGUGUAUAGUCGAAUUAACUCGACGACGCCUUUCUCGGUGGAAGAAAUAUAACAAAAACAACAAAAACACGAAUGACGAGAAACGAGAAAUGCGUACCGCGGAUCAUUUCUUCCGCGAAUAUUUGAGCGUUCGCGGCGUUGUGGUGGGCGAAUUACGGCUCCCCGAGAUUGAACGGGGGUGGAGAUUAAAAAGAUAAAAAAAAAAAGUGAAGCAAAAAAUAGAAACAAAAGAUAGAAAAUGAGAGAAUUUAUCCGCCGCGGGUGUGGCGUAAGAAAAGGCCCAUAAUCUAAUUCAUUGUGUAUGUAUACAGACAAAAGUAAAUAUAAUAUUGCGAUUAUAAAUAUUAAACUAAUAAAGAAUAACAAUAUUGUAUCCCUCUGUACAUAUAAAUAUAUAUUACAAUACGACGAUUAUUACUAUAUGAUUUAUUAUAAAUAUAUAUACAUAAAUAUAAAUAUAUCUCAUAAAUUCACAUUAUUAUGUUUAUUAUUGUUUACUUAUUAUUAUUAAAAUUAUUAUCAUUGCGAUGAUAACGAGGAUGAUGAUGAUUAUUAUUAUUAUUAUGAUAAUAUUAUUAAUAUUUAAGAAAAGGUUCACAACGUGCCGUGUGUAUGUGGGAAUAAAAUAUAUAAUAUAAUGGA